GAAUCACCAAUCUUGUGAGUGAAUACCACAGGUUGCAUUUCCUCGCUUGGAGACAUUAGAGAUCUACGGCAUGGAUAAUAUUGAAACGAUAUGGGACAAUCGAGCUGCUACGGAUUCUUUCCACAGUAUAAAGUCACUUGAUGUGUUCGCAUGCAAUAAGCUAGUGAACAUUGUUCCUUCUUGCAUUGUUGGACGGCUUUGGAGCCUGGAAAGCUUGAAUGUAUCUUAUUGUGAUUCGCUUGAAGUUGUUUUUAAACUUCAGUCACUGAAUCCUCUAGAUGGGAAUCCUGGUGCUCGUUCCCAAUUAAAAGAGCUGGUGUUACAUGAAUUACCACGGUUGAAGUGUGUAUGGGAUAAGGAACUCCACCAUCAAGUCAAAUUCCAGUGUCUCCAUUCUGUUACUAUUUCCAAUUGCAAGAGCCUCACCUCUCUAUUUCCAGCCUUAGUAGCGACAGAUCUUAUCCAACUUGAGGAGUUGGAGAUCAAUGCAUGUGGCAUUACAGAACUCAUCGGGAUGGAAGGACUAGUUCUUGGGGUUAUCUUCCCAAAGUUAACCUCCCUCAAGCUCGAGCAUCUGACAGAGUUGAAGUGCAUCUGCAUGGGAACACAUGCUUUAGGUUGGCCAGCAUUGAAGACUUUGGAGGUGUAUGGCUGUAACAAAGUGGAGAUACUUGCUUCCCAAAUUGAGAACGAGAUGCCACUACAGAAACAGCCUCUCUUCUUGUUGGAAAAGGGUGCAUUCCCAAAUCUACAAGAGCUAAGAUUGGAUUUAUCUAGACGGAUGGAGAUAUGGCAUGGGGAUUUUCAUGGUGAAGAAUUCUUCUGCACACUUAGGGUUCUUGAGCUUCGUCAUCUCUCGGAGGAAUAUGCAAUAUCCAUGUGUCUUUUUAUUCAAAGGUUAACCAACUUGGAAAAGCUCGUUCUAUGUGAAUCUCAUCUAGAGAAGCUGAGCAGAAUUGUGGAAGCCAUAGAAGGCCCGAGUCAUGAGCUAUUACCCUCAUCAAGAUACUUUCAACAUCUGAAGAUCCUAAAUGUGUCAUAUUGUGAUGGGUUAUCGUUACAUGCAAUAUCACACUUUUCAAAAUACUUUCAACACCUAAAGACUCUAGAUGUGUCACAUUGUGAUGGUCUAUCAAGUAUGUUCACACCGACCAUGGCUAAAAACUUGGCAGAACUCACAGAGUUGAGGAUAAGAAAUUGUAAAAUGUUGAAAGAAGUUAUUAGUGACGAUGGGGGUAAGGAGGGGUAUGCAGCGACUUUCAAUCAGUUGAAGCAUGUACAACUUGAUGGGUUGACAAGGUUGAGUUGUUUUAGCUCAAGUGAACUUACUUUGGUGUUCCCUCUCUUGGAAGAUGUCAUAGUUAGUGGAUGUCCCAACAUGCAGUCCUUCUCUAAGGGACCAAUAGUUGCGCCAAAGCUGGAGAGAAUACAAGUAGAAACACAAGCAGAUCCAAAACCUCAACAUGAAGUGUGGUUUUGGAAGGAAAACCUCAACACCACCAUCCAAAAUAUGUUUGACGAAAUGGCUACGAUUACUAGAGUAAAGUUUAUGUGGCUGUCUGAGUUCCCUGAGCUGAUUGGAAAAUGGCAUAGCGAACUUAAUCCCAUCAAGUCAUCCUGGCAAUUAGAAAGACUGGCGGUGAAUAAUUGUCCAUCAUUUGUUAAUGCUAUUCCAUCCAAAUUGAUGCUUGUUUUAGAGAAAAUGACAAGGUUGCAUGUGUGCGAUUGCGAGUCUUUGGAAGAAAUAUUCGAUCUUGAAGGGCUUAAGCCUGUGGAAAUCACUCGGGUGCUGCCUCAGCUACAAGAUUUGGGCUUGGUCAAUCUACCGAAGUUGAGGCAACUAUGGAACAAAGAUCUUCAAGGAACGUUGCGCUUCAGUUCUCUAUUUUCUCUGACCCUUUAUAAUUGCAGCAACUUGAGAUAUGCUUUCACUCCAUCGAUGGCUCGAUGCCUUGCAAAUCUAUGCAAGAUUGAAAUAAAGGAGUGUGGUGAAAUGGAAGAAGUGAUCGCCGAGGAAGAAGGGCAGGUAAGCGUGGUGGAGAAGAUCACAUUCCCGAUGCUCAAUAUGAUGAAGCUGGAAUGCUUGCCCAAUUUGACUAGUUUCCUCUCGGGAAAGAAUCAUACGCUGGAAUGUCCCAACCUGGAAGUGCUAACUAUUGCCCACUGCCCCAAGCUGAGAAGUUUGACUUGGCAUUCUUGGAUGCAGGUUGAUCAGGAUACCCCUUCCCUCUUCACUCCACAGGUACAAUUUCCUCAGCUUGAGGAAAUAGUUCUCUCCCACAUGGACAAAUUAAGCAAAAUAUGGACCUGGGGCCCUCAAGGAACUUUCACUUUAAAAUACUUGCAGAAAGUGAAGGCUCAGAACUGUAAGAACCUUGAAAUUUUGUUUCCACAUUGGGUGGCUACAAGUCUGACCCAACUUGAGGAACUUCGAGUGGAGUCUUGUGGGCUCGAGGAAAUAGUCCGGAGUGCGAGUGGAGAUGAUAGUCCACACUCUAUUGCUGCUCAAUUUCUUUUCCCAGUAUUGACUUCUCCGGUGUUACAUGAUAUGCCACAACUCAAGAGCUUCCGCCCUAACUUGCUCACUUUGAACUGGCCAUUCUUGAAGGAAUUGCGAGUGACCCAUUGCGAAAAAAUGAAUAUGUUGUCCUUUCCGGCUCAGAAGAACAAGUGA
Rhodamnia argentea is the source of this 2674-nucleotide messenger RNA. RefSeq lists its product as uncharacterized. The transcript is spliced from 5 exons. Bases 71 to 2674 code for a protein of 867 amino acids. NCBI's taxonomy places the organism in Eukaryota, Viridiplantae, Streptophyta, Magnoliopsida, Myrtales, Myrtaceae. The record is from RefSeq and is a predicted model, not a curated record.